This is a messenger RNA of Xenopus laevis (African clawed frog), 1103 nucleotides long. RefSeq names its product charged multivesicular body protein 6 L homeolog (gene chmp6.L). The record is from RefSeq and is marked provisional. Gene Ontology annotation, biological process: late endosome to vacuole transport via multivesicular body sorting pathway; vesicle budding from membrane; vacuolar transport. Gene Ontology annotation, cellular component: late endosome membrane; ESCRT III complex; endomembrane system. NCBI's taxonomy places the organism in Eukaryota, Metazoa, Chordata, Amphibia, Anura, Pipidae.
GGAAAUCCCAGCGUGGAGGCCGCUGGCGGGAGGGGAUGCGGGAGGCUGGUGACUGGGAAUCAACAUGGGGAAUCUCUUCGCUCGAAAAAGACGUAGUCGGGUUACCGAGCAAGACAAAGCUGUCCUGCAACUAAAGCAACAAAGAGACAAGCUGAAGCAGUACCAAAAGAAGAUCACAUUACAGCUGCAACGUGAGCGGGAGUUGGCCAAGCAGUUACUACAUGAUGGCAAAAAAGAGAAAGCCAAAUUAUUGCUAAAGAAGAAAAGAUACCAGGAACAGCUUCUGGAGAAAACGGAUAACCAGAUCAGCAACCUGGAAAAAAUGGUUGAUGACAUAGAGUUUGCCCAAAUUGAAAUGAAAGUGAUUGAAGGAUUGAAAGUGGGAAAUGAGUGGCUGAAGAAAAUGCAUGAGGUUAUGUCUAUUGAGGAAGUAGAGAAGAUCAUGGAAGAGACGCAAGAGGGCAUUGAAUAUCAGAGGCAAAUUGAUGAGAUGCUUUCAGGAAGCCUGACUGCUGAGGAUGAAGAGGCAAUUCUAGAAGAACUAGAAGCUAUUACUCAGGAAGAUCUGGAGCUUCCCGAGGCCCCUUCAGAGCCUCUUUCAGACACUGUACCAGAGAAACAAGCCGUCAAGAACAGGCCAAAACCACAGCUGGUUGCUGCGUCUUAACUGUGUGUCCUGUGACAUGUGACAAAUGAACCUCAAGUAUUCAGGAUGAAAGUAUCAAGCAGAAACAUACUGAGCAUAACAACUUUAACUUCCCUACAGUGCGAGGCAUAAAGGCUAAGCCCGAAGGCUGUGCAACUGUAUCUUGAAUAGUCUACAGAAGUUACUCCAAAUCUUGGGCGUCUGAACUAUAUUUUUUUUUCUGGGACCUCUAAUAAUGUUCUCCUGCAGCAGAGGAUUCUCUGGGUUUUAUGAUGAAUUAGAAACCAAUUUUCUAGCAUAAUUAAAAAUAGUUGAGGGAUUUUUGUUUGACUUUUUUUUUAAUCCAACUGGUAUUUACAACUUUGAUUUUUUUCUCAGUACCAGUGUUUUAAAAGGACUGUUCUCCUUAGAAAAAGAAGAUAAACGUAUGAAAUAAACAUUAAGGGACAGACUAGAA